AUGGGGACUCUACGCGAUCUCCAAUACGCACUACAAGAGAAGAUUGAGGAGUUGCGACAACGAGACGCGCUAAUUGACGAACUGGAGCUGGAAUUAGAUCAAAAGGACGAAUUGAUACAAAAGCUUCAAAAUGAACUGGAUAAAUACCGAUCCGUUAUCAAACCGGCGACGCAACAAGUCCACAAGGCAAGCGUACUACAGGAGCAGCACAGGACCAAGAGACAGGCGAUAUCAGGAGAGCCCACUGCCUUUGACAUUCAUGAACUCAGUCACGUCACUCUUCCAUUCUACCCCAAGAGCCCACAGUCCAAGGACUUAAUCAAGGAGGCCAUUCUUGACAACGACUUCAUGAAGAACCUCGAGCUUUCUCAGAUCCAGGAGAUCGUUGACUCCAUGUACCCAGUAGAAUAUGGCAAAGACAGCUGCAUUAUCAAAGAAGGAGAUGUGGGCUCCUUGGUGUACGUGAUGGAAGAUGGGAAGGUGGAGGUGACAAAGGAGAGCAUGAAGCUGUGCACCAUGGGUCCUGGGAAGGUGUUUGGGGAGCUGGCCAUCCUCUACAACUGCACCAGGACCGCCACCGUCAAGACCCUCACUAAUGUGAAGCUAUGGGCCAUCGACCGCCAGUGUUUCCAGACCAUUAUGAUGAGGACGGGCCUCAUCAAACAUGCCGAAUACAUGGAGUUUCUAAAGAGUGUUCCAACAUUCCAAGGCCUUUCAGAAGAAAUACUCAGCAAGCUAGCCGACGUUAUGGAAGAGACGCACUACGGGGACGGGGAGUACAUCGUCAGACAAGGAGCCAGAGGGGACACCUUCUUCAUCAUCAGCAAGGGAAAGGUUAAUGUCACCAGGGAGGAUUUGCCCAAUGACAUGCCUGUGUACCUGCGAGCCCUGGGCAAAGGAGACUGGUUUGGGGAGAAAGCCCUGCAGGGAGAGGACAUCAGGACGGCUAAUGUCAUUGCUGCUGAUGCCGUCACCUGCCUGGUCAUUGACAGAGACUCAUUUAAACACUUGAUUGGGGGCCUGGAAGAUGUUUCAAACAAAGGCUAUGAGGAUGCAGGGGCCAAAGCCAAAUACGAAGCGGAAAAUGCCUUCUUCUGCAACCUGAAGCUGGUGGACUUCAACAUCAUUGACACGUUGGGGGUCGGAGGCUUCGGACGUGUGGAGCUGGUAGGAUGUUUAAAUAAAGUGCAGCUGAAAAGCGAUGAGAUCAAAACUUUUGCGAUGAAGAUCCUGAAGAAGAGGCACAUCGUGGACACUCGGCAACAGGAGCACAUCCGCUCCGAGAAGCAGAUCAUGCAGGAGGCCCACUCAGACUUCAUCGUCAGGCUAUAUAGGACAUUCAAAGAUGCCAAGUAUCUUUACAUGUUGAUGGAGGCUUGCCUUGGGGGAGAGCUCUGGACCAUACUUAGGGACAGAGGUUCAUUUGAAGACUCCACCACACGGUUCUACACAGCCUGCGUGGUGGAGGCCUUCGCUUACCUGCAUUCCAAAGGGAUCAUCUACCGAGAUCUCAAACCCGAGAACCUCAUCCUGGAUCACAGAGGCUAUGCCAAGCUGGUGGACUUUGGCUUUGCCAAGAAGAUUGGGUUUGGGAAAAAGACAUGGACUUUCUGCGGGACCCCGGAGUACGUGGCACCUGAGAUCAUCCUGAACAAGGGGCAUGACAUCUCCGCUGACUACUGGUCAUUGGGAAUCCUCAUGUACGAACUCCUGACUGGAAGCCCACCAUUCUCAGGGCCAGAUCCAAUGAAGACAUACAAUAUAAUUCUGAGAGGAAUCGACAUGAUUGAAUUUCCAAAGAAGAUUACCAAAAAUGCUGCCAAUUUGAUUAAGAAACUAUGCAGGGACAAUCCUUCGGAAAGACUUGGAAACUUGAAAAAUGGAGUCAAAGAUAUCCAAAAGCACAAAUGGUUUGAAGGCUUUAACUGGGAAGGGUUGAGGAAAGGAACCCUGACUCCUCCAAUCAUCCCUGAAGUCUCGUCUUCAACUGACACAAGCAACUUUGACAGUUUCCCAGAGGACAACGAUGACCCUCCUCCAGAUGACAUGUCUGGCUGGGAUACAGAUUUUUAACACCACCCUCCAUGUUGUAGUAGCCUCUCCAGUAGCGCCCUAGUCUUGCCUCAUAAUUGACUUUUCUGGGGAUGCCUUUCAAGGGUUUGGCAGCAGAGAACAGAGAGACAGACAGGUGAUGAUGCUGUGAAUGGACAGUGACAGUGAAUGGGGCAGUCGUACCGCUUUGGGUCACCAAGAUGCCUUCACCAAUGUUGCUCCACUCUCCUCCGAGGUGGCAUUGGGACUAAUGUUUUAGAACAACAAAAGUCUCUCACCAUCAUCGUCAACCAUGCCACCCCCACUGGAUCCCCUCAUGGAGAGGUUUUUGAUUUAUUCUUGUCACACAUUUGUAUAUUUAGGUUUAUGUAUUUGUUGUGGCUGUUAGCACUUACAAUACCAGUGUUUUCAGUGAUUACUUGUGAUACUGAGUGGGUUGGGACUGAGAGGGAGAGAUUCCUGCUCACUGUUGUAGCAUUUAUGGACCACAAUUCCAACGGGGGGGUUGACUCUUUUAAACACUUGUCAUCAAUAAUCAAAAUGUUAUUUUUUACAAGUUCCUUUGUAUCAUAUUAUACAUUUGGAUGUUACACAUGAUUACAACACAUAAAGAUGAUAUAUUGUCUAUUAUGCAUACUGUAUUCCAUUGGGAAAAAAACACACACACACGCCACUUUCAAUUACACACAUGUAAUUACACUAUUUAUAAGCGCAAAGUUGUUUGGUUGAUAAAAACUACUUGGGCCUUCCCUUCACCGUUCAAAUAUUUUCUAAAGCCCAACAGUGUUAAGAAAUUGCAAGGACAUAUUGGAAUUUUCUAUUUAUUAACAUUUAGUUAUUUAUUAAAGGUCACAUGCAGCCGUU
This is a messenger RNA of Oncorhynchus mykiss (rainbow trout), 2916 nucleotides long. Its product is annotated as cGMP-dependent protein kinase 1. Gene Ontology annotation, molecular function: ATP binding; cGMP-dependent protein kinase activity. Gene Ontology annotation, biological process: protein phosphorylation. The record is from RefSeq and is a predicted model, not a curated record. Lineage: Eukaryota; Metazoa; Chordata; Actinopteri; Salmoniformes; Salmonidae.